This is a messenger RNA of Paramecium pentaurelia, 1749 nucleotides long. The record is from the annotation of a GenBank genome assembly. NCBI's taxonomy places the organism in Eukaryota, Ciliophora, Oligohymenophorea, Peniculida, Parameciidae.
AUGAACAAAAACUAAACUAACUGUUUCUUAAGUGGAUGUUUAAGCACAAAACUAGGAAGAUUUAAGAUGAGAACACAAAUUUUAAUUAUAAAUGGCAUAAUUUUAGCCAUAUUAAUACCUUCCCUUUUAAUAGCUUAGACUAUAAAUAUGUAGUAUGUACAACAAAUUCUUAAUGAUGCAUUAAAAAGAAGUACAAUUUCUGAAAUGUCUAAGCAUUUGACUAGUGCUUCAACAGCAUUGAAUUAUCAACUAAAUUCAGUCUUUAAAAGAAGUAUAAUCCUAUUUUAAAUUUUAGCAUAGAUUACCUUGACUAACCUUAAUUAAAUUUAUUGGAUGUAAUUAAAUAAUGAUAUAAUCACAACUUAGUAGCUUUCUCGAACAUGUGAUUAUAAUCAAACAACCAUACCUUAUGAAAAUAAUUAUUCUAUAAUUUGUUUCUCAAGAUUUGGAUUAGAAUAAAAUGAAUAGACUCCUUAUUUAAAUGGUGAUAUCAACUAAUAAUUAUAAAGUAUUACUAAUCUAAUAAGCUCAACAAUUUUGAGUUUAAUAAGAUUAAAUGAUGAGUUUUUACCAAAUUAAAUUUAUUUUGUCUCUUCCAUUAAUUCAGUGUAAUAUGGUUUUUUAUAUCCUUAAGUUAUCAUUUAUCCUAAUUUCAAUCCAAAAGAAAGAGCAUGGUAUUAGUAACAUUUCAAAAACUUAGAAAAAGAUAAAAAUAAUAAUACUUAAUUAACUGAUAUUUAUAGAUAUUUUGAUACUCAACCAAUUUAUUCAAUGACAAUGACAUAAUCAAUGUUAAAUUUAAAUAAGGAUGUAGAAGGAAUAUUUUGUUCUGAUCUUAUUUUUAAAAAUAGCUACAUUCCUCAAUUAAAUAUUAAUGUAAUGAUUGUAAAUACAAAUGGAACAUUAAUAUUGACUAAUUAUAAAAAUAUAGCUGUUUCAAAUUCAUCAGCUUUGACAAGAAUUGAUGAUGAAGAAAUUACAGGAUUUACAAAUGAAGAUUGGAAUUCUAUUCUUAAUUAUUAUUAUAAUAAAAAGUUAAAUUCUACUUGUAAUUAUGAAGAUUUAGAUAUUCUAUGUAGAUUUAAUAGUAUUUAUAAUAAAGAUGUUGUAAUUAAAAUAGUGAAAUUAUAGAAUAUCAAUUAUUUCCUUAUAUUAUUUUAUGAUAUUUAGAUUGAAUAAGAAAUUGAAUAUAAAAUCAAACUUCUUUUACAAAUAUUGAAUCAAAAUUUUAAUUAAAUGAUUUUUAUCACUGUUUUAAUUUCAUUUGGACUUAUUUUAUUGUAAGUAAUUUUAAUCUAUUUAAUCUUUUUACCCAUGUACUAGAUAAUUCGAUAAUCGUUUUACUUUCUAAAAAAAUAAGAAAAAUCAAAAUUGUCUGGACAAUUAAACUUUUUUAAAGAACUCAACAAAUUUGAAGAAAUAAUGAAAAAAUAAAAAAAUCUCAAAGAGAAUUUUAUAGAUAACAGUAUAAAUUAAAUAUUAUAUUAUAUAGAUAAUGCACUUAUGUAAUUUAAAAUAUAGUUUGAUACAUUAUUUGAUAGAGUUCUGACAUAAAAAAGGGAUAUUAAUCCUUAAUGUCAAAUACUUCAACAAUUUAAAUAUCCAAGAUAAAGUGUUCAUCAUACAUUAGACAUCCUUCAAAUUCUAAAAGAAGGGAAAAUCUCUGAUAACUAUUAUGAAUAGUAGAUAAGCAAUCCAAGAAAAUUUUAUUAAAGAAAAACAUUUAGUUUUAGAGUUGAAUCAAGUUGA